AUGAAUAGGCCAGGUCCGUUGUCUUCAGAUCGGAGCCAACAGCAAGCCAGCAUUUUCUCGUCGUCGUCUUCUUCCUCCUUAAGAGAAGGGUCCUCCCAGCCACCAACGCCGUUGACAUCUUUGACGCAACAUCCCAGAUCAAGAACCACUUCUUUGCAAAGAGGCCUUUACGAGCGCAAAAUCAUUAACCCCCCGCCAAUCGUCCAAAUAGUUAUAGAGGACAGUGACGCAAGCCAGCUGUGGUUGACGGAACGGUAUUUCUUCAUGAUUAGCACUUUAUAUGAGCCUACUGCCGACGCAGUUGUGCAAGCUGCUGAAAACCCCAUUGUGGGGUCUAAUGUAUCGUCAUUACAAAAAGUUCAAGAAAACAAUAGAGAUAUUGGACUCUUUGUUUUUGGAGACAUUUCUGUGAAACUCGAGGGUCAGUUCCGACUGAGAUUCGACUUGUUUGAAUACAUUGGAAUGCAAGUUGUUUAUUUGAAAUCAAUUGUAUCAGAUAUCUUUACAGUCUACUCGCCUAAACAAUACCCUGGGUCGUUGCCAUCGACCGCUCUAUCACGGCUUAUUUCAGAUCAAGGCAUUCGUCUGCGGCUUCGCAAAGAACCAAAUAGAAAUAAAAGAAAAUCUCAAGAGGCUGCUGGUCCGUCUGGUGCUCAAUCCCAACACCUAACUCAGCCUCCUCCUCAAGACCCGAAUCUAGUCUACCAACAACAACCAUUACCACAUCAAGGCCCUUCUCAUCAAAUCCGACAAGGUCCCGGCCCAGCAAGUGGACCUACGGGGCCUUCAGCACACAGCGGCUACUAUGGCGGUCCAACUCAACAAUCACCUCUACCUCCUCUACAGCAACAGCAACAGCAGCAACAGCAACAACAGCAAGAGUACCGGUUUCCACCACCACCGUCGUCGGUAUACGGUGCCCAACAACAACCACCACCUCCACAGUACUACACCCAUCCAUCAUCAACUUACUAUUCCCAGCAGCAACAACAACAACUACUACAACAGCAGCAGCAACAACAGGCAACACCACAACAGCAGCGCACGCCACCAGCACGGCACUCGCGGCACUUGUCGCAAACGUCAGCCGCAUACCAUGCUGGGCUUUUAGGCGAAGAUACACCACCAGUCGAGUAUCCUGCGGUGCGGCGGCGAGGCAGUGUUGGUGUUCACAGUAGUGGAUUGAGCCACGAUUUUUCUGCUUCCUCGUUCUUUUCAAGUCCAAUGGGGCCAAGCCCUGCUGCUGCUGCUGCUGCUGCUGCUCAGGGCAGAAGUCAAGCGUAUGGUGCACCAAGUGCAGGACCAUACUCGGGUCCGGGAUACGGGUCAGGGGUAUCGCAACAGCAACAAUACUCGGCACAUGGGAACUUAGGGACUCCAGGAUCCGGCGCUGGCGCUGGCGCUGGUGCAAAUGCAAGUGCAAAUGCAGGCACUGGAAGCAGUGUUCUGAGGACCCCAGGAUCAGGGCCAGGGUUAUCAUCCUCAAAUGUUACGCCAAGCCAGCAGCUUCCGCCGUUGGGACCUCGGUGGACAACCUCGUCAUCGUCAUCAGGCACACGGCCGCUCAGCACGUCGUUGUCGCCACCGCCUGGUGCGAGCGAUUCUACACUGGGAUCAGGGUUUGGUGCUGGCAGCAGCAGUGCUGGGUUUCUUCAGCGGCGACAAACAGUGAGCAGUGGUGGUGGUGGUGGUGGUGGUGCAAGUUUAGGGAGUGGUGGACAUGUUCGUCGGCGAAGUACCAUUCUGGGGCCGUCACGAGCACACCCUUACGACUUUAGUGGGGGAUCGGGUGCACAGCAAAUGGCAGCAGCAUCGCCUGCUGGCGUGCCAACUGCAGGGGCAGGAGCGCUUACUCCACGACGGUCAGCGCGGCGUGGGUCACUGAUUGGAACAGGUGGUACCAGCAGUACUGGCUCUCUUCUGCCGCCGCAUCUUGUGUACGGCAGCAGCGAACGUGCUGGUGGUGCAGGUUCCACAGGCGAGAGUUCUAGUGGAGGGUCAUUGUUUGCAGGUUUAACACGGCACUCCAGUUUAAGCGGAGCUGCCGGGCGGGCCACAGGGUCACCUGUACGCCGGCCACGGCCGCGUCCGUUGAGCAUGUUGGAUUCACCUGGGCUACGUUCUGGUGGUUCAGGGCUAGGGUCUUUUGACUCUGAGGGCAGCUCUGGCAACACUUCAGGGCACCUGCAUCACCCCCCACUGGGACACGGGAUCCGAUUACCACCGUUGCAACUGUCAAGCAACACAACAACUACAACUACAACAGCAUCUUCCUCUGGUACAUCAACUCCAGGAGGUGUAGGGAGCACUGGUGGUGGAAACCCUGGCGGCAACCCCGGUGGAAACCCCGGUGGCAGCGGUGGAAGUGGUGGAAGUGGAGAGAGCGGUGGCAGCGGUGGGAGCGGAAGCAAUGUUGGAACAGGACCAGUGCUGCCGCCGUUAGGGCCGCGGGUAGGAGAUGUGUCCGGCGGGUAUUCCGCGGGGUCGACGACGUCUAGUACCUUUUUAACUGGAAGCACCACUAGCAUUACCAACACCACCAACACUACUACCACUACUACCACUACUACUAGUAAUAGUAAUAGUAAUAGUACUGCUGCUACGGCAGGCACUAGUGGCACGCCAAGAGUAAUCAACCUUCCGCCGCACCAAUCAGCCCCUCCGCUACCGCCAGUUGGCCAACUGGACCCUGCACUGACUUCUGGGUCGUUUGCACGAGCUGCAAUGGCGGGAUCUCCGUCAGCAACAACAAAAACAAAAACACCACCGUCACAGUCACGGUCACGGUCACGGUCACGGUCUCAGUCACAGUCUCGGUCUCGGUCUAGGUCAAGAUCAAGAUCAAGAUCAAGAUCAAGGUCAAGGUCUAGGUCACGGUCGCGCGAUAGAAGUGCAAGUCCAUCAAGCCGGUUUUUCAUGGGCCACCGUAGACGCCCACAACGGGGGCCACCACAGACUCCAAAGACUCCACCACCACCACCACCACCACCACCGAAAGAGUUUCGAAGCAGUGCCAAUGUGGAUCACGAUCCUGGGGGUCAAGGAGAAGUUGCAGCUACAGGGACUGUAAUGACAAGCACAAGGAUACCGGAACAACAACAACAACAACAACAACAACAACAACAACAACAACAAGGUGGUGAGGUAUUACUGCUGCGGCGGGAUUCUAGAGAAGAGACUCGGGGGAGUAGUAGUAACAGUGAUCGCAAUAGUGGUCGCAAUAGUGGUCGCAAUAGUGGUAGCAGCAGUCCAAGUGGAGAGGAAGGAUCUACAAUUACAAGGAUGAUGAUACCUUUAAGACGAAUGACGAGGAGCCAAACACGCCGGAAUCCUAGGGGCGAUGUUGAAGGUUCUAGUAGUAGUAGUAGCAGUAAUGGCAGCAGACAUGGACGAUUACGAGAACGAGGACGAUUACGAGGACGAGAACAGUCUGGGUCUGUGGAAGAUUCUCCUUUGUCUGAGGAGGCGUCGACGUCUCCCUAA
Molecule: messenger RNA, 3483 nt
Organism: Magnusiomyces paraingens
Lineage: Eukaryota; Fungi; Ascomycota; Dipodascomycetes; Dipodascales; Dipodascaceae
Exons: 6
Coding region: 1-3483 (1160 amino acids)
Source: RefSeq, a predicted model, not a curated record